This is a messenger RNA of Hippocampus zosterae (dwarf seahorse), 763 nucleotides long. RefSeq names its product ribosomal protein S5 (gene rps5). The record is from RefSeq and is a predicted model, not a curated record. The transcript is spliced from 6 exons. The coding region runs from base 113 to 724 and encodes 203 amino acids. Lineage: Eukaryota; Metazoa; Chordata; Actinopteri; Syngnathiformes; Syngnathidae. Gene Ontology annotation, molecular function: rRNA binding; structural constituent of ribosome; mRNA binding. Gene Ontology annotation, cellular component: cytosolic small ribosomal subunit; ribosome. Gene Ontology annotation, biological process: ribosomal small subunit assembly; translation.
AACAUGCAUCGUGCACCGGAAAAACGCGCCCAUCCAAGCGGAUAUGUGCGAGCAUCGCCGCAUGAAGGCCCUUUUCCGCCUCUGAGAAGUGUGCUCCGGACCGUCAGACACCAUGACCGAGUGGGAGACUGCACCGGCAGUGGCUGAGACUCCCGAGAUCAAGCUGUUUGGCAAGUGGAGCACCGAUGAUGUCCAGAUCAAUGACAUCUCCCUGCAGGAUUACAUUGCCGUGAAGGAGAAGUACGCCAAGUACCUGCCGCACUCUGGCGGCCGCUAUGCCGCCAAGCGUUUCCGCAAGGCCCAGUGCCCCAUCGUGGAGCGUCUGACCAACUCCAUGAUGAUGCACGGCCGCAACAAUGGCAAGAAGCUGAUGACCGUGCGCAUCGUCAAGCACGCCUUCGAGAUCAUCCACCUGUUGACCGGAGAGAACCCCCUCCAAGUCUUGGUGAACGCCAUCAUAAACAGUGGACCCCGUGAGGACUCCACCCGUAUUGGCCGCGCCGGUACAGUCAGGAGACAGGCCGUGGACGUGUCGCCCCUCCGUAGAGUCAACCAGGCUAUUUGGCUGCUGUGCACAGGCGCAAGAGAAGCUGCUUUCAGGAACAUCAAGACCAUUGCAGAGUGCCUGGCUGAUGAGCUCAUCAAUGCUGCAAAGGGUUCAUCUAAUUCUUACGCCAUCAAGAAGAAAGACGAGUUGGAGAGAGUUGCCAAGUCCAACCGUUAAAAUGUUCUUUCUAGCAAAUCAAUAAAUUUGAAUACAUCA